Molecule: messenger RNA, 1045 nt
Organism: Trichobilharzia regenti
Lineage: Eukaryota; Metazoa; Platyhelminthes; Trematoda; Strigeidida; Schistosomatidae
Source: the annotation of a GenBank genome assembly
GAUUCCCUGUCAAUUAAUUUUCAUGUGAAAACUCAGGUUUUCAGAGAGUGAUAAACUCAUGCACAAUCUUUAUUAGAGAAACACUACAUCAUAUGAUUACUGCUUUAUAGGAGAAAACACGCGAUCGUUUUUGUCUUUGAAACUACUUCAGUAUUAGCCGUUGAGUAUUGAACACAUUAAUCAGUUUGUUUCUAUCACUUGCUGGAACAGGCACUUUAUCCAAAUCGUUGGCGUGUAAGAUGGGAAGGGUUAUUAGAAGUCAGCGUAAGGGUGCUGGGGGCAUAUUCAAAGCACAUACGAAGCAUCGUAAAGGAGCUGCUAGAUUGCGGCCAGUCGACUUCGCCGAACGUCAUGGAUAUAUCAGAGGUGUCGUCAGGGAAAUAAUCCACGAUCCGGGUAGAGGAGCCCCACUAGCCAGAGUUACUUUCAGGGAUGUUUACUCCUACAAACUGAUCAAACAAACAUUCAUUGCUGCAGAAGGCUUACAUACUGGUCAGUUUGUGUAUUGUGGUAAGAAAGCCAAACUUCAGAUAGGUAAUAUUCUUCCCAUUGGUGCUAUGCCCGAAGGUACAGUGGUCUGCAAUCUCGAAGAAAAGUGUGGUGAUCGUGGGAGACUUGCUCGUGCAAGUGGUAACUAUGCCACAGUGGUUGCUCAUAAUCCUGACACGAAGCGAACCAGGGUUAAGCUUCCAUCAGGAGCCAAGAAAGUUUUGCCUUCUGCAUGUCGUGCAAUGAUUGGUCUCGUUGCUGGCGGUGGCCGUGUAGAUAAACCGAUCUUGAAGGCUGGUCGUGCUUAUCAUAAGUACAAAGCUAAAAGGCAUUGUUGGCCUGUAGUUCGGGGUGUUGCCAUGAAUCCGGUUGAACAUCCUCACGGUGGCGGUAAUCAUCAACACAUUGGUAAACCAUCAACUAUUCGUCGAGAUGCAUCACAUGGUCGUAAAGUUGGUCUCAUAGCAGCCAGAAGAACUGGACGAAUUCGCGGUACUCGUGUAAUAACUACGAAAUCUGACAAGGAAUAAAUACUAAAUAAAUAUGGUUUUCGAUA